UCUUUGAAUGGGAUUUUCAUCUUCAAGAUGAGGACAAAAUAGAACUAGCAGGGUUCAUUUUUGGUCUUUGGGAGAAUGGGUAUACCACGUUUUAUCUUAUGACGGUAACCAAGAAGGGAAGAGUGAUUUAUAAUCCUCAGUUGAACAAGACACAUCUUAGUUACGUUGGGCGAGUGACUUGGGAAGGAAACAUAUCGAAGUCUUACUUGGCCUAUGAAUUGGUGAACCUGACUUUCUCCGAUAGCAACACAUACGGAUGUCAAAUUGACGUGGGAGGUUUCCGACGAACAAUUCAUUCUAAGAUCACCUUAAACGUCCAGGCGAUACAUGCAUCAAAAACAACUGAAGUGUGUGUCUCUUCCAUAUGGGACCAUGCUCCCAAUGCUACAUCGAGAAAAUUUGUUCCAUCAUUAAAAGCGGGUGUCCCAGAAAAUGCAACAGCGGGAAGUGUAACAACUUCGAAUUCAAAAAUCUUGGUAUCACACGGGAAAGCGGGCUCUGCGAAGUCAAAGUGGGAAUUAGGGAUUGAAUGCUUACCUUACCUGUCAGUCCUUGCCAUUCCACAUUUCUUUGGGCCGUGACUUCCAAGCUCUGAAGGAGAACUGGAGUGAGUAAUAAGUACUAGUUAAGACUAGUACUAUGUGAGUGUUAGUUAAGAUUUUCAACUUUCCCUUUUCGUUUCGAUUUACCUGUCGUGAUUUCCAAAUUUCCAAAUACGAUGGUUCAAAAUAAUAAGUGUCUUUGUGGUAUCCCAUGAGAUUUACCAACACUCUAAAAUCAAUGGGCAUAAAAGUCUCAUAUGCAGGAAAUGUAAAUGUUUAUUUUUCAUUAGUAUCUUUAAUAGAAGAAGGCAUGGCAAUCUUCCAAGUUAAAACUUGUCAUGAUCAUCUAUUUACAUGUUUAUUCAUUUUUCUGUUUGUUUAUCUAUCAUUUAUCGAUUAAUUCAUCUUUUACGUAUGUUUCGAUAAAAAAACAUAAUUGCUAUUAUCCGUAUAGCAAGUAAUUUAGUGCUAAAAAUAUUGUUAAAAAAAGGUAGUAAUAUGACGAUCGUAAUACCAGUAUUCCAUGUAAUUAUUAGUUUUAGUAUUGUUUUCAGUGUAAGCAUUUUAGUCGAGCAAGUUUCUGUAAGCUGUGACGCGAAUUUUGUGAGUAAUGUCAGUAUUGUACUUAAUUGUUAGUAGUGCAAGUAAUUGCAAGUAGAGUAAGCAUUGUUAUCUCCUCCAAUAAAGUAAAAGUAAACGAAGAAACAAGCCAAAUUGACAAAAGUUUGCUGAUUGCUGAUGAAAUCCAUUACUUCAUUUACGAUUGCCGAUUUUCCACACACAUUCCAGAAAACCAGAAUCAUGUUAACUCGACGUGACAUCUCUAUGAUUAUACACUCCUCAAUCAGCAAUUUGAAAUAAAGGUAUCUUGAUGUAG
Molecule: messenger RNA, 1419 nt
Organism: Pocillopora damicornis (cauliflower coral)
Lineage: Eukaryota; Metazoa; Cnidaria; Anthozoa; Scleractinia; Pocilloporidae
Source: RefSeq, a predicted model, not a curated record